CUCCGCGUGAAUUUGUGACUUCUCUGCGUUUGCGUUUGGGAAUUCCGGUUUUUCCAGCACCCCCACACUCAGUCCGUUGUGUGUGCGGACAUGAAUUGGACAUAUUUGGUGACUAGGCGGCAUGAUGCCCUAGGUGACGUCAUCUCCACUGGUUACUCUUAGACAACUCCAAUGUACGUCGAGAACAACGCUGUUCCUCUCAUUCUAUGACAAGACCAGGUGACGUUUUCCAUCCCGACUUCUCCCUAGGCAAGGCUGCCUAUUUCGACAUUUCCGUGAGGAAUUCGUUCACUCCCUCUCACCUUAUUAAUGCUGCCAUAAAAGCUGGUGCUGCUGCUGAGGCUGGGGAAGUGGACAAAGAUGAACGCCAUCAUGCUAACGUUUCAAGUUAUGGCUGUUUGUUCUACCCUCUUGUGGUGGAAUCAUACAGAGUGUGGGCCACACGUAGUCUGGAGGUGUUGAGAUCAAUCGUAAAGAAGUCUCUUCUAUCAUCUGGCUUGUCUCUGAGGCAAGCUUCCAGGCAAUUUCAUGAACAGUUAUCUGUUCGUUUGUGGCAGUAUAACUCAAGAAUGAUUAGUGACAGAUUGGACCUCGUGAUUGUUGACUAUCUACCUAAUUAUUGCGAUAUUGCGACUUAGACUCUUUGUGCUUCCGUCCUUAGGGCCAAUAUGUGUUAUCUGUGUUAUCUGUAUUAUAUACAAAUAUA
Messenger RNA from Corticium candelabrum, 706 nucleotides. RefSeq lists its product as uncharacterized. Lineage: Eukaryota; Metazoa; Porifera; Homoscleromorpha; Homosclerophorida; Plakinidae. The record is from RefSeq and is a predicted model, not a curated record. The coding region runs from base 207 to 638 and encodes 143 amino acids. The transcript has a single exon.